AAGUAUAAAAAUUGACUUUAUAAUUAUUUAAAUACCGCAAUGAAUUUAUCACCCUCGUUUGAAAAGAUUACUCUCUUUUUUUUUAUUUUUUUUUAUGUGUAUUUAACAUGAGUGAUGAAGAAGAUGAUUACAUGUCUGCAAAGUUUUUAGAAAAUGCUGAAGAAUUUGAAUUGAAAAGAAAAGAAGAAACUUAUUCUGAACGUAGAAAGAAACAAUUACGUGAACAAGAGAAAAAGUCACACAUCAAACCUCGUGCACAAUUAGAAGCAGAAGAGAGAGAGAAAGGAUUAAAACGAUCCUUAGAUGAAGACAAAAAUAAUAAGGGAAUGAAAAUGCUAACCAAAAUGGGUUUUAAGAAAGGAAGUUCGUUAGGAUCUGGUAGAGGCAUUGUUGAACCGAUUAAGAUUGAUAUGAAAUUAGGUCGAUAUGGUAUUGGAAUGGAAUCUGAACUACAGAAAAGAACUCGUGAAUUAGAGGAAGAGGAAGAAAGAAAGAGGAAAAAAACAAUGGCAAAUCCAGAUGAUUUUAGAGCAUUGAUGGCUGAGAAAGCAAAAGAGAAUCAACUAACAAAAUACUUAAACGCUGCAGUAUCUAUAUGUGAAAAAUUAGAUGAAAACAAUGAUAUUGAGUCAAAUAUUUUAUGGACACUUAAGCCAAUACAACCGACUGAAAAUAAUACGAAUGAUGAAGAAAAUAAGAAUGAAGAAAUUGAAGAAGUGAAAGAAAAAGAAGCAAUAGUAUUAUACCCAGAAGAAGAAUUGAAAAAGCUUGAAACAUUCACUUUAGAUGAACGAUUAGAGCUUGUUAUUAAAUAUUUACGAGACACAUAUCAUUACUGUUUUUGGUGUAGGGCUAAAUAUAAUGAUAAGCUUGAUUUAGAUGACAAUUGUCCUGGACCUGAUGAAGAUUCUCAUUAACGUCAUUGUAAUUCAUCAUUAAUUGUAUAUUAGCUAAACAAAUUGAUUAAGUUGGCUGAGAAAUAUAUUGCUGAGUAAAAAUAAAAUGCGCAUUAAUUACGCAGGAGCCUUUUAAUCCCAUGUUAUAUAUGAU
Messenger RNA from Cokeromyces recurvatus, 1050 nucleotides. RefSeq lists its product as uncharacterized. Gene Ontology annotation, cellular component: kinetochore. The coding region runs from base 108 to 917 and encodes 269 amino acids. Lineage: Eukaryota; Fungi; Mucoromycota; Mucoromycetes; Mucorales; Mucoraceae. The record is from RefSeq and is a predicted model, not a curated record. The transcript has a single exon. Gene Ontology annotation, molecular function: nucleic acid binding.